AUGGGGAAGCAGGGCCGCGGCUGCAGCAGCAGGUAUGGGUCGGAACGGCUGCUGUACCCUGUCCAGGUCAACGGCGGCGGCCACGGCGCCGCCGAUCACCUCGCGGACCUCGACGAGGAGGACGUCUGGUCGGUGCUCGCCCCGGCGCCUGCACCCGACUCCGGCAACGGCAACGGCAGGCAGCCCGAGCAGGACCGUCGCGGCGGCCGGUGGACCGCGGGGGGCCUGUCGAUGGCGUUCGAGGCCACCGCCGCCACGGCGCACCACCAUCAUCGCCCUCACGUGAUGGCCAGCUCGGCGCCGGUGAAGGUGCCCGAGUGGCCGGCCGCCAGGUUCUCGCCGAGCGGCGGCGGCGAGCAACAGCAGCAGCAGCAGUACUACGGCGUGAGCUGCCGCGAGGAGGAGGACGAGUGGGUGGCACCGCACGAGUACCUCCAGGCACGGAGCGGCGGCCGCGGCACGCCGGCGCCGUCGGUCUUCGAAGGCGUGGGGAGGACGCUCAAGGGGCGUGACCUCAGCCGGGUGCGCGACGCCGUCUGGAGCAGCACCGGCUUCUUCGGCUAGAGCAGCAGCACACCAUGCAUGAAGCAUCCGUCCAUUCCAUCGUCGUCGUCUCUUCUUCAUCAGUUAAUCGCUGCCCCGUUAAGCUAGCUACCUGCUCCUAGCUAGCAGGGCAUGCACUCUGCUUGGAUCAUUCGUUGUUACUAUGAGAGUUCUGAAUUAGGAGCGUGGGAAGAAAAGGAUUUUAAAAAAGAUUAGCGAUUGAUUAAUUCGUAAAUCUCCUGCAGUAUGGAGCACUGGAUGUAGGUGCUGCUACCUGUAGGGUAGAGUUUUGGGCAUGGGGAGAAGAAGCUAGGUUCAUCUCCGAACUCGUUUGUAUUGGACUGUGUGCUAGCACCGGAUAGCUGCCGAUACCGGCCCGAUAUCGUCAGUUUGUCAC
Molecule: messenger RNA, 940 nt
Organism: Lolium rigidum
Lineage: Eukaryota; Viridiplantae; Streptophyta; Magnoliopsida; Poales; Poaceae
Exons: 1
Coding region: 1-564 (187 amino acids)
Source: RefSeq, a predicted model, not a curated record